Messenger RNA from Trichoderma virens Gv29-8, 1342 nucleotides. RefSeq lists its product as uncharacterized. NCBI's taxonomy places the organism in Eukaryota, Fungi, Ascomycota, Sordariomycetes, Hypocreales, Hypocreaceae. Bases 157 to 1041 code for a protein of 294 amino acids. The record is from RefSeq and is a predicted model, not a curated record. The transcript has 2 exons. Gene Ontology annotation, biological process: nuclear protein quality control by the ubiquitin-proteasome system; proteasome localization. Gene Ontology annotation, cellular component: nucleus.
UGAGGACGGCGCUCGACAUCAAUCUGACGAAUACAAGACAAUCCGAAUACAAAGCAUCAGCGUCAUCAGCAUCAGCAUCAUCAGCAUCCUAGCCGUCGCAACCGGGACGCCGACACUGGGAGAUUCACACAGCUUCGCCUGCGUCGCUUUGCCACAAUGAAUGUGCUGCUAUCGCCGCAGUUACCAGUUUUCCCUCACCAGCACGAAAACCCACAUCUAUCCCAGCGAAACCUCUCAUCGCUUCACAACAUGAGCAGCCGGAAACGAAAGGCCGACGAAGAUGGAGACGAAAAUAUGUCGCCUAUGAGCUCACCCGCGGUGUCCUCUCGCCCUCUUCUUCGCCCGUCGAAGAAGUUCAGAUCAAACGAUUUAAUCGGAAGGCCACUCCCUCUGCCAAGGCUUUUGGAAACCCUCGACACAAAUCAGUUGCGGAUGGUCUUGGAACGUAUUUGCGAGCGCCAUCCCGAUAUUGGCCAGGAGGUGGUUUCGGGAGCGCCCCGGCCUACGGUCGCCGCGGCCAUGGACGUCCUGCAGUCCUAUCAGGAUAGACUAAACGCUGCCGCUCCGUAUGGCAACAGCAGCGCGGAAUACACAUACGACCGAGUCAAAGCCCCCCUCGUCGCUUUGAUCGAUGCACUCUCCGAUUUCACUCCUCAAUUUCUUCCACCUAUCGAAACCCAACCGACCAAAUCUCUCGAGUUCCUCGACAACGCGACAAGAUUCAUUCAUAAUCUUCCCAACUGGCAGCCGCAGGCUUACCGUCAUCACAAGGAAAACGCAUACGAAGACAUCUCCAAGGCGUGGGCAUUGGUCAUUAAUGAAGCCGCGAAACGAGGUGGUGGCUUCAAUCUGCAUACGGAUGGAUGGGAUCAGAAACUCGCCCGGCAUAAUGAGCAGUCAGGCGGACGGCUAGGAACUGCCAUCACUGCCAUGUCGAAUAGCGUUGGCUGGAUCUCAAAUGAGAAUGCUGAGCAAAAUUCCAUUCUCAACCAGAUUGUAUCGGGUGCAUACGGAGCACCCGUUAGAGUCGGACCCUGGUGAAAGCUACCAGAGCACCUUACGACACAUACAUUUUUCACGACAUCAUCCUUUGCAUCAACGGGCUACUAUAGACUUCGGCACUCUUUUUUUUUUCCCUUGCGCACACAACCGGUCGGCUGGCGUUCUUUUCUUUCCUUUGUGAUAUUUGAUAUCCUUUCCCUAUCACUCAAGUGGGCAACAGGGACUCUACGUGUGGCAUAUUUCGCGGUAUUUGUACGGGUAUGGGGACAUUAACAUUUGUAAAUAAAUACUCAAACAAUCCAUAGACUGGUACCUCUAAUACUGAAAACAGGCGUGGAUC